Molecule: messenger RNA, 6912 nt
Organism: Condylostylus longicornis
Lineage: Eukaryota; Metazoa; Arthropoda; Insecta; Diptera; Dolichopodidae
Gene: MYPT-75D
Product: protein phosphatase 1 regulatory subunit 12A
Exons: 11
Coding region: 2391-5309 (972 amino acids)
Cellular component (GO): cytoplasm
Molecular function (GO): enzyme inhibitor activity; protein binding; phosphatase regulator activity
Source: RefSeq, a predicted model, not a curated record
ACGUGUUUAUUUUGAGGCGCAAAUUAUCAAAAAUUUUAUUUAUUUAAUAUUUUGAUUUUACGAAGAUUUUGAAUAAAAAAUCAAAUGGGUGAAAAGUCGAAAUUAUCUUAAAUGUUGGAAUUAUAAAGAAAUUUUUUUUUUUGACAUAACCUAUAAUUAUAAUUGUUGUUGUUUUUUUUUUGUUUAUCUUAAUAUUAAUAUAUGAUGUGUAAACUAUGAUAGUUGAUAUUUAAAAUAAUUUAUACAUAAGUACGUUACAUAUACUUGAAUUUUUCUAUAGAGAAUUCAAAAACAAAAAAAAAAAGUAAUAGAAAUUGUCUUUAAAAAAUUUAUGAAUGAUAAGAAGACCGUUUUCUCUCAUUUCCAUUCAAAUACCUAUAGUAAUUUAUGAGGACGUACCACGUUUUAAAAAUCAUUUAUAAAGUUUUGAUAUUACAUAAAAAUACAGCAAAAGAGCCUCUUCAACUCUUAAAAUUCAAUUCAAAUAAUAUUAUAUAUUAAAGUACAUAUAGAUAUUUCUCACAUAAGUAUAUAUACAUAUAAUUUGUAGACACGAAAUUUAUAGGUACGAAAGCCAGAAGCAAAAAAAAAAAAAAUACCCAAAAUCAUAAAAAAAAAACAAAAAAUCGAUUAGAUUCUUUUUAAAAGCCGGUUCGUGAUUUUCAAAUGAAUUCAAAAUAAAAAAUAAUAAAUUGGAAGUUUAAAUAUUGAAAAAAUUAAUAAAUAUAACGUGUAUAAGUUUAGAAAAUAUUCUAUAAAUAAAAAAAAAGUGUUAAUUAUUUAUUAUAAAUAAGAAAAUAUUGUUACAAAUACCAGUUAUAAUUAGCAUUAAAAAAAAAGUGUAAAAAAAUCAAAAAAAAAAAAUAGUGUGUGUUUCUCUAAAAUUUUUGUGCUUUUAUUAUUAAAAUAUAGGUGGCAUAAGCUCUACAGUGGGCAAAAGAAUAUAGUGUUAUAUUUGAAUUUAAUUUGAAAUUUUUCAAUUUCCAAUAUUCAAAUUUAAAUAUUUUAAUAAAAGAGAAAAAAAAUAAAUUGAAUUUUUUUAUGUGGAAUCAUUAAAUCCUACCUAGUAACUGUAUCAGAUAUUUGUGUAUUUAAGGAUAUUUUUUCAUAAAGAGGAGAUUAUUCUUUAAAAGGAUAUUAAGGAUUUAUUGUACGAAUUUAUUAAUUAAAUUAAUUGUCACAUAUUCGACACAAUGAUUUGUUAAAGAUAUCCUUUUAACUAUAAAGAUUAAAUAUCACAAAAUAAAAUGCAGUUCGAAAAUAUUAAAAUUACUUGCAAUAAUAAAAAUUAUAUAAAAUGGGCCAGUAAAUACCAACAGAAUCAACCGCACCAACAAACAACAAGAUCAAAAAUAACAACACAAGAUUAACUAUUUUUUAAUUAACCUUGAAAAAUCAUUGGUAUGAGAGAUAGAGAAAAAUGAAAGAAAAAGUGAACUGUGAACACUUUUAAUUACGAAAAAAAUAUAUAAAUUAAAAGGAAAAAAUAAAACCACAAUUUACAACAAUACAAACAUACAUACAUAUCCUGUUUUAUGUGAAGAAUUAAAAAUACGUUCUUAAAACUAUUAUAUGAAAAUACAGAAAGAAAAAUAAUAACCAAAUUGGGUUAACCAACAAAAAAAAAGAGGUUCUGCAUGCAUGCAAAAGAAGGUACCAUAAGAGUAGAACAGCAAUAGUGGAAUUAAAAAAUCAAUAAUAAUUAAAGUGUUAAUGGAAAAACAAGUAUUUAUAUGAUAAAAAGGUAGCAGAGAUCACAAUAAAAUAAAAAUUAACUUACAAGUAUGAAAGGAUAAAAAUUUUGUAAAAUCUCUAAAAUAUCUGAUAAAAUAUUUUGUAAGAGAAAACAACGGUGGCGUAUAAAUAAUUGAAAAAUCUUUUUCAAAAAUCAAAGACUCUAUGAUUGCACUAUACAAGUAUUACGCAACUACACUUUAACAAUUUUGAUCUUAAUUUGCAAAAAUCUUCAUUUUAAAAACGUUUAAUAAGCCCUUAAAACAGUAAAUGUAUAACAAAUACCAAAAUAUAAUUAGAUAUCCUACAGAAAUCACAAACACAAUACAAGAUAAAAAUUUUUGCAUUAGAUCUAGAAGAUAACAAAGCAAAGAAUCCAUAAAUUUUGUCUUUAAACAGACUUUCAAUUUUCAUCACAGAUACCAAAACACAACGGAAAUAAAAACAGCACAGAGAAAACUCUAGUGACAUCUCUAUAUUUCUAAAAUUUCAUUCAAAUAACGUAGGUGAAGAAGGCAAAACAAUUAAGACAACAAAUUCGACAAAAUUUUGCAAAAUUAGUGUUAUUUGCUUUAUCAUUCAAUUUCAAUUUUAAAAACAAAUUAAAUUUGUUUUUCCACUUUUAACGUAAAAAAUAGAAAAAAAAAAUUGCGGUUAUGGUCAAAGGAAUUCUAACGAAUCGUGUUGUUAAGGAAUUUGACGCAACGUCGAAAAUGGAGCAUGCUGAUUUAAUAGCUGAAAUGCAUACAAUAGAAAAUUUACCAACACAAGAACGUUUGCAUUUAGCUCGAAUGCGACGUGCCCAACAAUUGAAAGUUGCACGUCAAAAAGAAAAAGAAUGGGCAAAAUUACAACGUAGUCAAAAACAUUCACAAAAUGCACAUUCCAAACGUAAUAAUCCACCACGACGUCAUAUAUCAUUUGAAAAUAGUGUUGUAUUAUUAGAAGCAGCUAGCCGUAAUGAUAUACAAGAAGUAGCAACAUUAUUACAACGUGGUAUUACACCAGAUGCUGCUAAUGAAGAUGGUUUAACAGCAUUGCAUCAAUGCUGUAUUGAUAAUAAUAUUGAAAUGUUAAAAUUGCUAUUAGAUUAUGGUGCUAAUGUUGAUGCACAAGAUAGUGAUAAAUGGACACCAUUACAUGCGGCAGCAACAUGCGGUCAUUUAAAUUUAGUAAAAAUAUUAAUUGGACGUGGUGCUAAUUUAUUGGCUGUGAAUACUGAUGGUAAUAUGCCAUAUGAUUUAUGUGAUGAUGAAGAUACAUUAGAUUACAUUGAAGCUGAAAUGUCAAAACGUGGUGUAACACAAGAAUUAAUUGAUGAUACAAGAGCACAAACCGAAAAACAAAUGUUAAAUGAUUUAAUAGAAAUAGGUAAUAAUGGUGGUGAUUUAGAAGAACCAGAUUAUCAAGGUGCAACACCGCUUCAUAUUGCAUCAGCUAAUGGUUAUACUAAAGUUGUUGAAUAUCUGUUAGAACAUCAUGUUAAUGUUGAUUCAGUUGACAAAGAUUUAUGGUCACCAGUACAUGCAGCCGCUUGUUGGGGACAUAUGGAAGUCUUAGAAUUACUUGCACAAUAUGGCGCUGAUUUAAAUGCUAAAAAUAAAGAUGAUGAAACACCAUCUGAUAUUUGUGAGGAUCCUGAAAUUCGUGAACGUAUAGAAUUAUUAAAAACUGAACAGGAAAGUAAAAGAUUGGCUGAACAACAGAGACGAAGAGUACGUCGAUCACAAAGCAAUAAUACAAGAGCCCAAUCGGUUCGUAGAACUUCAUUACGUGAUAAAACUUUAACAACCAAAAAGGAUGCUGUUGAAGAAACAAGACUAAGAUUACAAGCUCAAGAGGUAUUUAUAGCACCUGAUAGUACAACUGAACCAAGAUCAUUAGGUACUGAAUCGAUAUUAUCACAAAAUUCAACAACACCAUCUAUAGCUACAACAUCUACAACACUUGUUUCAGCGACAUCAUCAUCUUCAUUAUCUGGACCAAAUUCACUGCCAUCCACCAAUAAUACAAUUCCAAAUAAUAAUAUGCAUUCAAAUAAUAUUAUUAAAUCUAAUAAUACUACAACUACAACUACAACUACUAAUAAUACUACUAAUAAUUCAAAUAUAAUAAAUCAAUCAUUAAAUAAUAGUGGUAGAAGAAAAUCAUCAUCAUCACUUGGUGGUGCAGUUGAAGUUAGUUCAACAAUAAGUGAAUUGGAUGGUAAUUUAAAUGGAAAUCUAAGAAAUUCAAAUAGUUCCGGUAAUAUUAAAUCAAUGGGUAGUGGUAUUAUUUCAUCAUCAAAUAAUAAUUCAAAUAGUAGCGGUAAUUUAAGAAAGAAUAGCUUCAGUCAAACUCAUCGUAGUGAUAAUAGCAUUAAUAAUAAUAGCAAUAUUAUAAAUGGCUAUAGUAAUUCAAAUUUGGGUAUUAAUUAUAAUAAUAAUAGUAGAGAAACAUUAACAAAUGGAAUUAUUGGUACAGGAUUAAGUGAUACUAAUAUACAUUAUCAUAAUCAUUCACAUUCGCAUAAUAGAUCAAUUAAUCAAAAACAACAGCAACAACAACAGCAACACCAUCAUCAUCAUCAACAACAGCAGCAAUUACAACAAUUACAACAAGAAAAUUCAUAUCAUUCAACUUCAAUAAAUAAUCCACAUCAAUAUCAUCAUACAACAGGUAUAGCAACACAUCAAAAUUUUAAUAAUACAUCAUCAGGGAAUUCAAUAUCUCGGCGACCACCAGAAGGUAAAGAUAAUGAAGAAUAUCAUAAUAUGAGAGAGAAAUUACAUGUACAUGAACAACAUGGUAAUGCUAAUCCAAAUGCACCUUUAACAUCAGCACUAGUUGUACGUAAUACAAAUUUAAAUGUACAUAAAAUGAAUAGUAAUAUAACAGGAAGUGGUAUAACAAAUAAUAUUACUUCGACAACAGCAACAACAGCAUCUGUUGCAGAUAGAACAACAGCAGAAAUAUUUCAAGCAACAAAAGAAAAUGGAAAAAUUAAUGUUCAAGUUACAGUGCUUGUUGAUACUCAUAAUUUAGACAAUACAAUUAAUCAACCGGGUGCAACAUUGGCAAAUUUAAAGAAACAACGUUCACAAUCUCGUACAACAGCAUUAGCAGAAAAUGGUACAGCAAUUGGUUUUGGAUCACAACAACAACAACAAUUAAUGCCAUCAUCUCAACAACAGCAGGCACAAUCAUUACAUAAUUAUAAUAAUUUAAACACAACAACAACAACAGCGAAUAAUCAAAAUCAAUAUCAUCAAAAUACAACAAUGUUAAAUGGCCUACAAAAUUCAACAAAUGAAUUUUUAUUAACAUCAUCAAAAUUAGAUAGUACAACAGCACAAGGAACAAUAACAUCAUCAACAAAUAACAGUAUCAUUAAUAAUAAUUCAUCAAAUGCAUCAUUAAUAAAUUCAACACCAGCAACAUCACCAAUUGAUUUAAAUCAAAUAACUUUACAACAACAACAACAACCAAUUUUAUCACCAACAUUACAACAAAAUAAUGUUACAAAAUAUAGUGGUAUUACUGGUGAUGUUGUCAGUGAUAGCACUAAUUCGAAAAAAUGUUGUAUACUUAUGUAGGUGUUAACCUUUUCCAUUAUUAGUUAUAUUAUAUUAAUUUGUAUAUCAGUUAUAUAUGUUAUAUUUCAUAUGUGUUAUUUUUUAGAAAAAUGUUCAAUAUCAGAAAAAAAAUAAAAUAAUUAUAUGUAUUACAUGUAUAUAUGUAUAUGACAUUUGUGAUUUACUCUUACUUGUAUGAAUGUUUAAAAAUAAUUUUUAUGUUCUAUAUUUUAAUUGUAAUAUUGUGAUAUAAACGUUAAUGUUUUUAAAUAAUAUGACCAAACAAAUGCCUAAUGCUUAUAAUAUAUUUAAUUGACAUAACGGGGGUUUUCGUUUAUUCAGUUCUAGCAAAGUUCUAGCUUGUAGUACAUUCGAAAAUUCACGCUACAUACACUGAAAAUAUAGAUCGUUCGGAAAUUACUGGCUGCAAAUAAAGUGCGUUUGGAAAUUCAAUCUGUUAUAAAGAAAUGUUUGAAAUGUAGCGCAGACCUCUAGUAUAAAUUUUGUCGCUGCCUCAUGAAUUUUUUUUUUAAAUUUAAAAUUCAAAAAAAUAAUUUUAAUUUCAAAAUGGCAGAUUCAGAUAUUGCCGAGUUAUUAAAAUAAGUUUUCUUUAAGUCUUCAAAUCUUGUUGAAAUUUCCUUAUUUUGCAGUGAAUUGGAAGGGGAAAAGUAUUUUGAUACAAUUUCAUAAACAAUGUCAUUUCUGUUAUUUUCGAACGACUGUUUAGUAGUUUCAGAAUUUGUAGACUGCGUAAACAACCAAAACUUAGCUAAAGUUUUUGCAUACUGUUUAACGCUGCGAUUUAGAAAAUUUUAGUUCUAAUGUAGAACUUUAAGCGCACCGUGCAUAAACGAAAACCCCCAACAAUUAAUAAUGUAUAUAUAUAUAAAUAUUAAUUCUCUAAACGACAUUUAUGAUUUCUAUUUAGUUUUUAUCUCUGAAAACUUUUUAACUCGAAAUCAUUAAACGAACGAAAAUGACGACAAAUUAUUUGUACUUCAAAAAAAUAACUAUAACUUUAAUAAAAGAUAGUUAUUGAUGUUUAACCUACUUAUCUACUUAUCUACCUAUCUAGCAAAUAACAAUACUAAAAAUAACUAAAAAUGUUCAAGUAGAAGAAUGCCUGCUUUCUGAAUUAAAAUUUAGAAAUAAAAAUAGGGAGUGGAAAUUUCAACACAAACUCAAAAUAUUUUACAAUUUGUCUUGAAUUAAGCAAAUUUCAAUAUUAUAUUUGCAAUUUUCAAGCCUAACAGUAGAUUUCAACCUAAAAGCAAAGGGUCUUUUACUCCAAAAUAUGUUUAAGAACAAUCCAUCAUCGUAGUAUUGAUCAACUACUAAGGCAACAUAUUGGACUAUUCGUUUAAGCACAUCUUCAAUUUAAAUAACCUUUAUUUUAAUUUUUUAAUCUAAGAAAUUCAUUCGAUCACAAUAUUACAAUUAAAAUUUAUCGUAAUUUUUUGUUCAAAUAAAUGGAAAAGGUUAACACUAAAAAACGAUUACUUUUAAUUUUCUUAUAUAAAAAUUUUGAUUUUCAUUUUAAAUGUACUUAAAAAAAAAAAACAAUUAAAAAAUUGUCCAUUAAUAUUGAAAACAAUUUAAAAAACAAUAUUAAAUAAAAAUUAUG